GUCGACGCGAAAGCGUUAAUUAGCGCGCUCAAGCAGAAGUACUUUGAAUUUGUUCGUUCGAUACCAUUUAGGAUGUGACGUAAGAAAAGAAGCUUUGCACUUAUGCACCAGCAAUAUGUAGCGAUAUUUAACUUGAUUGCUAGGUGUCUGGUGCAACGCGCAUAGGACGGUGCAGUUUCAAAGAAGGCGUACUAAUUUUAUGUAAUUUAUCUUUGUAUAAAAAGGCUGAAGAAAAGACAUACAGCUAGAACUGGCCUUUUUCCUGUUAGUGCCCCCCUAAACGAAGCACCUGAGCAGGUACUGUUUACUAGCAGUCGUCUGUGCGAUCAAGCGAGACAAACAUGUUUACAAAACUUUUUUUUUUCAUCUCCAGUUGCUUCUAUGCGUGUAUGAACAUGCACCUGCGGAUAUCUCUAGUGACGAGUGCGCAGCUGAAGAAAUUCUUAGUGAGGAUUGCAAUAACAAAACGUGUGAGGUUGGCACAAUGACAUCCUUUGAUUGCAGUGAAGCUCUGAGUUAUCCUUGCAUUUUUCUGUCUACUACCGAUGGCAGCAUAGCUUCAACCCAAAUCUCCAGCAAGUUUGUGUCAUCGCAGUCAACUCAGUGUGAAGCUGCGUUAACACACAACACAUCUUCAGGCCCAGACCACCGUUCAGUUUACUUUGCUGGAGUGCAAACAGUGCUGAGCAAUGAAGAUGCCAUGCAAAGUCUAUGCUCAGUGUCGUUCACAGUGUUCUCAAUGCUACUUAGUAUUUUAUGUAAUACAAGAAGUGUUUAUGAAAUGAGCAAAGCCGAUCGACUAACUCUGUUUCUCAUGAAGCUGAAGACUGGAAUUACAUACACAGCAUUGGGUGCUUUGUUUGGUGUGCACCGUAGAACAGCUGCUAGGUGCUUCCUUAGCGUUUUGAAUGAAUUGUACGCAAGAACUCGCACUUGGAUAGAAUGGCAUCACAGAAGCGAUGUGCUGUCUACAAUGCCCAAUUGCUUUAAGCUGCAUUAUCCAAAGUGCAGAGUUGUGAUCGACUGCACUGAGAUUAAAGUAGAACGGCCUGCAUUAGUUGAAACACAGAACCUGAUGUAUUCAUCCUACAAAGGGACAUUCACCGCAAAAUUCCUUAUUGGAAUUGCUCCAAAUGGUGCCGUAAUGUUUCUCUCAAAGGCAUAUGGAGGAAGGGCCACGGAUGCCUUCAUAACUGUCGACUCAGGUCUAUUUUCCUUGCUAGAGCCAGGUGAUGUUGUUCUUGCAGAUAAAGGUUUUCCUGGAGUGCGUGUUGACAUGGCAGAAGCAAAUGCUGUGCUAGUAAUGCCACCAUUUUCAACCGGAGCAAACUUCACACGAGAAGAAAUGGCUGAAACUUACAAUAUAGCAAGUGUUCGAAUCCAUGUAGAGCGGAUGAUUCAGCGGAUAAAAACUUUCAAUAUUCUUAACAUCCGACUUCCAGUUGAGCUGCAUGACCACAUUGACCAAAUUAUGCAUGUUAUCUGUGUUCUAGCCAACUUGCAAAAUAGUAUUUUCAAAUGUGCUUGACUAUUUGUUCAUUGUGACUUUUUGGGUCAGUGUCACAGUCAGUCGCUUUAUACAUUUUCAGCACAAACAAAGUGAUGUAGAUUUUAUACCUUGUAUCAUAUGCCAGCUUUAUUGCAGCUUGCCUUGAUUACUUACCUCUCACAAGAAUCAUACAUAUUGCUUUCACGAUUCAUGACUAGUGACGGCAACAUUUUCUUAUGCUGUUAUCUGUAUGCUUGCACAAUUGGGAAGUAGUAUUAUCAAACG
Molecule: messenger RNA, 1774 nt
Organism: Dermacentor silvarum
Lineage: Eukaryota; Metazoa; Arthropoda; Arachnida; Ixodida; Ixodidae
Product: THAP domain-containing protein 6-like
Exons: 2
Coding region: 485-1528 (347 amino acids)
Molecular function (GO): sequence-specific DNA binding
Source: RefSeq, a predicted model, not a curated record